GGGUCUCGAAUGCCUGGCAACCGAUCGAGUACAAUUCCUACGCCGAGAUCGAGCGGCAUACUAUGAACUUCUUCGAUUAUUAGAAGAGCAAGGCUUACAAAGAGGACCUUCCUCAAAUCCGUGAGUUGAUCGUCGUCGUCGUCGGGGACGGAUGGGAUAUCAAUAUGUUGUUCCAGUUGGAGUGCGCGAGUGAAGGAAAUCCAAAAGUCUUGGCGCCGUCCGGACUGAUCAGAAUCGAUCAGAAUUGCUCUCUGAGAUCCAUCAGAGAUCCCCCGAGCUCUCCACUGCUGCCCUAUACGCGGCCCUCUCCCUCUCCAGCCAUCGCUCAACCACCUCUCUGUCCUCUCUUCUCUCGCCGGCGAGCCCUUUAUACGUCGAUUGGUACUGUUUUGCUGUCGUUCGGAGGCGAGCGAGCGUGGCAGCGGGCAGGUCGAACUCCCUCUAGAUCUCCGGGGUCAUGCUGUCCUCUCGAUCCAUCUCACCACCGGCACGUGAUUGCCUACCGACGACUGGCCCGAUUGGGGGCCGCACCUGCCCUGUUACAUAUCACCCACGUCACCCGGCCUUUCUGCUUCUUUCCUCCGCCCACGCCAUACUUGACGGCAAGCACCAUUUCCCGCACCAGACGUCUCGCAACCGACAAUCACCAUGAGCAGCGAUACCGACGUUCUCGUAGCUCUUAACCUGCACGAAUCAGAAUGGGUCUACAUCGUAUUCAUCACUGCCGCCGAGAUCGAAUUCAAGCCGGCUGAGGACGAGGAUAACGAAGAUGAGGACUU
Messenger RNA from Trematosphaeria pertusa, 779 nucleotides. RefSeq lists its product as uncharacterized. The record is from RefSeq and is a predicted model, not a curated record. The transcript has a single exon. NCBI's taxonomy places the organism in Eukaryota, Fungi, Ascomycota, Dothideomycetes, Pleosporales, Trematosphaeriaceae. The coding region runs from base 165 to 683 and encodes 172 amino acids.